GCUGCAGCAUCACAGGAUAAAUACUCAGUGUGAGAAGCUGUUUGUUUUUUUUUAAGGUGAGGAGAGGAGGACGCUGUAACCCAGCCUCCCCCUCCCUCUUCUCCCACAGCACGUAGUCUGGUUGAUUUCACUUUUCAUUUCACACACACCCCUCCUCCCUGAUCCACCCUGCCAUCCCGGAGACUCCCCAUCCAUCCCAGCACACUGCGCUGGCACAAGCCGCUACAACACCACCGCUCCUCCAGCUCUCACACAGGCUCGUAAAGGAUCGUAUGCAGACGGUUUACACACACGUCGAGGCUGCAGAGGAGAUGUUGGGUCGUGUCUGAUGGUUUUAUUUUGCACCUGAGAAUAAGGAUGCCACAUCCAGGCACGCUCAGGCUGUGUUGAGACAGGCGCUGGAUUAAAAAGGUGAACUAGAGGCAGCACACACAGGACUGGACCACAAACAGAGGCUUCAUCUUUGCUGUCAGCAUGGCUGUGAACAUGAUGCCAGCUCCCGCCAUUUGGCCGGGAGAGGAACAACCGUCGCUGCUGGACCAAGAGGACACUCUGUCGAGCCAAGCUCCGAUCUCUGUGCCAUGCCCACCAGUCAGAGGUGAACCACUCAUCCACAGCGGCAGCAGCAGCUCGGUCGGCACACAGCCUCCCCGCAGCAAAUCCAAAGGCGAGCUAGUCAUAGUCAUCAACGAGAAGCUGAAGAACAGUGUAGGUAACGGGAUCCACCCGGCGCCCGCAGAGAGCACCUCUCCAGUCAUCUGCUCUCCUCCCAGAAGACAACACUCCAUCUCUUACCCCCAUCACGGCAAGACCAGGAAGGGAAGCAGGGCGAGCUCUAUCGGCUACACCGCCUUCUCGCCCCGGCCGUCGCUUUCUCGCCACUCCAGCAUCGCCACCAACCCACCCUUGGACCGGACCAAGGUCAAAGACUACCUCCUUCUGUCCGUGCUGGCCUGCUUCUGCCCUGUGUGGCCCAUCAACAUUGUGGGAUUUGUCUACUCCAUCAUGUCCAAGAACAGCCUCGAGCAGGGAAAUCUGGACGGCGCUGUGCGUCUGGGACGUGUCGCCAAGAUGCUUUCCAUGGUGUCGCUAGUAGGAGGGACGGUCAUUAUCAUCGCCUGCAUUGUCAACCUGGCCAUAAAUGUGAAAACCUGAGUUUCAUCCCAGGAUGAAACUGGAUAAGGCAACUGACCGUCUGGCCCACACCUACACCACCGUCUUUACCGCCUAGUCAUUACCUGGAUGUGUGACAAAUAUGCACCCGAUAUACAGUGCUUACUUGUAUUUCUGUAAUCUAUAUAAAUCCCUUUUUGCUAAUGGAAGAAAAUAAAAUAUGCAAAUGCUGCUGCUCUGGGGUUGGGGUGGGGGUGGGGGUGUCUGUUAGAUGGAGAAGGGGAGUAGACAAUCUAAAUCAGCCCCUUCGUAUUCUGGUCAACACAUUCAGGACGAUUCUUGAGACACUCUUCGAGAAUCAGCCGUAGCUGACAUGGUGGACUAGAAAAUGGAGAGACCAGUGUAGGUGGUUACAGAACGCGAAACAGGAAGGAUUGCCUCCCCAGCUUCAGCGCCACAUGCAACAAAAUGUCCGCCAAAGUCCAUCCUUCACUACACCCGACGACAGGACGCCAUCAGAGCUUCAGCUUGCCAUUAAAUCCCCUCGGACAUGUUGGGAGGCUGUGGGAUUUGUGGUUACAAUGAAAUCAGAGAGCAGAAAUUCAUCCAACGCCCUCACAGAGAAGAAACACUUUGAAUCACAGUGUGUCCUCUUGUUUCUGACUCCUCUCUGUGGCUCUCAUGAUUCCCGCCCGCCCCAUACAUCUUGUGUGUGAGAGUGAGUGUACGGGUGGCAAAAGAGGAUGAAAAAGAGGCUUACCCAGGGACAAGCUAUGGGUGCUAAACUGGAAGGGAUUAUGGGAAGUCUCACACAGAAGGCACCGUCAUCACUGCAAGAAAAAAUAUGUGCCAAAAAAAAAAAAAAAUUGAGGGAAAGUUUCUUGCUUUGUAAAGACCCAACUCUGAUUACAGAACUGUUGUAGAGAGAAAACCUGUUUCUUUUCCUUUUCUUUUUUUACUCUGCUGCAACGUUACUGUCUAUCCACUCGACACCACUGAUCACUGUGAGCCGGGGGAAGGGUACAUGUUCACAAAAAUCACUGUAGCAAGACACUGUAAAGCUAAUUAUGCUACAUCACCUAUAACCUAUCUUUUUGAUAAUGUUUGUAAAAGAUGAUUUUGAAACUGAAUUUCAUAAUGUGAUGCUCUUGAAGUGCUGUGCCGCAGUUGACAGGUGGUGGUAGUAUUGUAUGUGUGUAUGGGCAUCACUAUUUGGUUAACAAAUUAAAUAGCUUGUUAUUGCAGUCAAAGUUGGUGGCUGCAGGCUCAGUCUGCACCCACAGGUAGCCUGUACUAUCAAACCAGACAGAUUGUGGGUUUUUUUUGUCCUUUGAAAAGAACCCUAAAACAGCAAUUAACACAUUAAUUAUACCUUUUUAUUUUGUUGAAUGCUGUCUUUCAUUUUUGCAAAACACUGGUUUAAAUAUUGUUUCAUGGGUGUGAGAUUUAGAUAGCAGUACUGUGGAGAAACACUUUAAAAAUCUAGUUUAUUAUUUAUUUUUUUUAUUGUUAUUAUAUCUCCUGUGUAUCCUGAACUAACCUCUAAUCUACCUGUGAAUCUCACUGUGAUCUGAAACAACUGGGUUUCAAGAAACUCCUUAUUUAUACCCUGGAUUUUGAAUCAUGUACAGAAACUCUCCGACUUCCCAUCAUGAGUUCACACCUGCAGAUUCUGUAAUGAUUAUUUUUGUCCCUCUGUUAGCACUUAAUAUGUAAAUUUAAUUGUAAUCAACAGUUGAUGUACUCUGCAGAUAUAAAUCUCAAUAUUGUGAUAUGAGUUAGCAUUACGUAGUUAUGAUCUAACGUAGGCACAGAAGCUGACAGUCCUCGUGUUUCCACCGGGCUUCUAUAAUCUUUGUGAUUAAUGGCAUGUUGUGGAUUUUUAUUCAUGUAUGAUGAUAGAAGUUUAAAAAAUAAUACAAAGAUAAGCUGGCACUUGGAAUAUUAUACUUCUGCAGCACAUUCAUAAUAAAGACACAAUGCAU
Messenger RNA from Epinephelus lanceolatus (giant grouper), 3098 nucleotides. The record is from RefSeq and is a predicted model, not a curated record. Lineage: Eukaryota; Metazoa; Chordata; Actinopteri; Perciformes; Serranidae.